Molecule: messenger RNA, 1855 nt
Organism: Arabidopsis thaliana (thale cress)
Lineage: Eukaryota; Viridiplantae; Streptophyta; Magnoliopsida; Brassicales; Brassicaceae
Product: INO80 complex subunit D-like protein
Exons: 2
Coding region: 76-918 (280 amino acids)
Cellular component (GO): histone acetyltransferase complex; mitochondrion; nucleus
Source: RefSeq, marked reviewed
CUGUCUCGUCCUUGUCUUUCCUCUAGCCACUCUUCGCCACUCUCUUUCUCUCUCCCUUGUUUUCCAACAGUAACAAUGGCGUCAGCUUCCAAGCAAAACCCUUCUUCUUCCAAACCUCCUAGGCAUCCAUCUCCGAUCAUUGCUUCAACCCCCUCGAAAUCCGGUGUAUUGGAGGAAUCCCAAUUUCGAAACCCUAAUAACCCGUCGACGUCAUCGAAUUCACCGAUUUCGAUGGCGGUGGAGGAUCAGAUCCUGGGAAAUUCCAAUCACCUCACUCGCCCGGAGCUUCUCCGACGCAGAUCGCACAACCUGAAGCAGCUCUCUAGAUGCUACAGAGACCAUUACUGGGCUCUAAUGGAGGAUCUCAAGGCACAACAUAGAUAUUAUAGCUGGAACUAUGGUGUUAGUCCUUUCAAAGAUGAGAAUUAUCACCAAAACAAGAGACGUAAGGUUGAAGGACAAACUGGGGAUGAAAUUGAAGGUAGCGGAGAUAAUGAUAAUAACAACAACGAUGGCGUUAAGGCUGGUAAUUGUGUUGCUUGUGGUAGUGGAUGCAAAUCUAAGGCCAUGGCACUCACCAAUUACUGUCAGCUUCAUAUCCUCAUGGAUAAAAAGCAGAAGCUUUAUACGUCUUGUACUUACGUCAAUAAAAGAGCUCAGUCGAAAGCAAUAACUUGUCCAAAACCAACUCUUGCAUCGACUGUUCCUGCCCUCUGUAAUGUGCACUUCCAGAAAGCCCAAAAGGAUGUUGCUCGAGCUUUGAAGGAUGCUGGUCAUAAUGUUUCUUCAGCAAGCAGGCCUCCCCCGAAACUCCAUGACAUAGUAGCUGCAUUUGUGCAUCAUAUUCAAGCAAAAAGAAAAGAUCCACGAAAAGAGGGCAAAUUGAAAAGCUUAGUAAAAGAAGAACUUACAAGCUAAAUCAAACAGAGUGAGCAGAAGCUGUUUGUUUCCACAAUUGUGCAAAAAUGGAAGGUAAGAUGACUGGCUUUCUAUCAUCACUAGUGAGAAAGACAGGUACAGGAUCGUGUUUGACUGGUGAUAGAUAGGGUAGUCAUCUACACAGAAUGUAGUAGAUCGUGUUCACACAGAAUGUGUUGGUAGGAAUUUUUUUUUGUUGUUGUUAAGCUUAGCAAAGCAAAGAUGCUUUUAGCAUGACUAGCUUCUAGGAUGUGUCUCAUGGUUUUCGUUUUAUUUUUCGUGAUUGGAGCUAACAGUUAUUUAUUUCCAUUAAGCUGAGUAGACAUGGAUUUCAACAAACAACAUACUGUGUGAUCGUUCGUAAUUAUCUAUUGUUGUCUUGUUGAAUGUGGAUUAGCUAGACUUGAACCCAAUACCUUUGUUUAAGCAUUGAAGCAAGCCACGUUUAUAAUAUAUAGGUUUGUAAUCUCUAUUCAAGCAGUUAAUCUACCUGCAUACCAUUUGACCGACCCUGCUUCUGCAAUGAAUUGACAGAUUUAGCUGUGAGUGCCUUUACAAGGUUACAACUUACAAGGAGCUUCAAUCAAGCGAGGAGCAACAUUGACACAAUGGUUUAAUUAAGCUGUUUAGCUUGAAAUGAGGAUAUAUUUGGAAUGUAUUCUCUAGGUUCUUUAGUAGAUUUCCGAAGUCCUAACAGUUUACUUCUAAUUCCUGUGGCAAACUUGAUUCAGGCAAACUUAAUUCAGGCAAACUUAAUUCCUGUGGCAAACUUCUAAUUCCUAACAGUUUAUUUGGAAUGUAUUCUCUAGGUUCUUUAGUAGGUUCUUUAGCAAUUUCACACUUAAUGUUUUAGCAACUGGUAGCUUUCAUGGUUGUGUGAAAAACCGAUGUUUUUUUGUGGUUCCUGCUGAGACCUUUGUCUACUCCUUAAUCUAAA